AGGAGCAGACAGAUCAUCCUAGGUUGGAUUAACCAAGCACCAUGCAGUGGUCAACUUACCUUGCCUUAUUCUUCGCUGUUUUUUGCGCCCAGAGCUACUCAGCUCUGGGGCAAGGAGCCUCAGUAUGGUCAAGCCCCCAAAUGGCCGAGAACUUCAUGAACGGCUUCUCCGUGGCUCUUUCGCAAGCUGGAGCAUUCAGUGGGCAGGAGAUGAAAGACUUCGAUGAUGUCAGAGAUAUCAUGAACUCUGCAAUGGACAAGAUGAUAAGGUCCGGGAAAAGUGGCCGUGGCGCGAUGAGGGCCAUGAACGCAGCGUUCGGCUCAGCUAUUGCAGAAAUCGUUGCUGCUAACGGCGGAAAAGAAUACCAAAUAGGCGCAGUUCUAGAUGCAGUUACUAAUACUCUUCUACAGCUGACCGGAAAUGUUGAUAACGGUUUUCUCAAUGAAAUCAGUCGACUCAUCACGCUAUUUAGCAGUGUAGAAGCAAACGAUAUAUCAGCAUCUGCGGGGGCAGAUGCAUCCGGAAGUUCAGGUCCAGUAGGUGGAUACUCAUCCGGAGCAGGAGCAGCAGUUGGACAGGGAACAGCUCAGGCUGUAGGAUACGGAGGAGGAGCACAAGGAGUUGCAUCAAGUGCUGCUGCCGGAGCAACAAAUUAUGCUCAAGGCGUGUCUACCGGAAGUACACAAAAUGUCGCAACUUCCACUGUCACAACAACAACAAAUGUUGCAGGUUCAACUGCAACAGGAUACAACACCGGAUAUGGAACAGGUGCAGCAGCAGGAGCAGCCGCUGGCGCAAGCUCUGGAUACGGAACAGGCUAUGGAACCGGAACUGGAGCAGGUGCUGGUGCUGGUUCAGGCGCUGGUUAUGGUGCUGGUGCAGGAGCGGGAGCUGGUUCAGGCGCUGGUUAUGGUGCCGGUGCAGGAGCCGGAGCUAGUUCAGGUGCUGGUUAUGGAGCUGGUGCAGGAGCUGGAUACGGUGCUGGUGCAGGAGCAGGGGCUGCUUCAGGUGCUGGUUAUGGAGCUGGUGCAGGUACUGGAUACGGUGCUGGUGCAGGAGCAGGAGCUGCUUCAGGUGCUGGUUAUGGAGCUGGUGCAGGAGCAGGUGCAGGUUCUGGAUACGGUGCUGGUGCAGGAGCUGGAGCCGGAUCUGGUUAUGGCGCGGGUGCAGGAGCAGGAGCAGGAGCCGGAGCAGGAUCUGGUUACGGCGCUGGUGCAGGAGCUGGAGCAGUAUCUGGUUACGGCGCUGGAGCGGGAGCAGGAGCAGGUGCAGGAUCUGGUUACGGCGCUGGUGCAGGAGCUGGAGCAGGAUCUGGCUACAGUACUGGAGCAGGAUAUUCUGCAGGUGCUGCGGCAGCUGGCAGCAGUUCGAGCACUCAAGUAACAACUCAACAAACUGUUACAUCACAGGCUUCUGCAGCAGGAGCUGGAUACGGAGUUGGCGCAGGAGCUGGAGCUGCAGCUUCUGCAGGAAGCGGCACUCGAGCUGGAUAUGGUACUGGUGCGGGGGCAGGAGCUGGAGCUGGAGCUGGAGCUGGAGCAGGAGCUGGCUACGGUGCAGGUGCCGGAGCUGGUUAUGGUGCUGGUUCAGGAGCUCGUGCAGCAGCCGGCGCAGGGGCUGGGUACGGCAGUGGAGCAGGAGCUGGUGCAGGAUCUGGUUACGGCAGUAGGGCAGGAGCGGGAGCUGGGGCUGGUGCUGGAGCUGGUGCCGGCUACGGUGCUGGUGCUGGAGCAGGAUCUGGUGCCGGCUACGGUGCUGGUGCUGGAGCAGGAUCUGGUGCUGGCUACGGUGCUGGAGCUGGAGCAGGAUCUGGUGCCGGCUACGGGUCUGGUGCUGGAGCAGGAUCUGGUUACGGUGCUGGUGCAGGAGCUGGAGCAGGAUCUGGUUACGGCGCUGGUGCAGGAGCUGGAGCAGGUUCUGGCUACGGUGCUGGUGCAGCAGCAGGAGCUGGCGCAGGAGCAGGAUCUGGUUACGGCGCUGGUGCUGGAGCUAGAGCUGGGGCUGGGGCUGGGACUGGUGCUGGCUACGGAAGUGGUUAUGGAGCAAGCAGUGGUUCCGGAGCUGGAGCAGCUGCAGGCUCAGGAGCUGCAGCUGGGGCUGGGUAUGGUACUGGAGCAGGAUAUUCAACUGGUGCUGCAUCGGCUGGCAGCAGUUCAAGCACUCAGGUAAUAACUCAAGAGACUGUUACAUCACAGGCAUCAUCUGGCGCAUCUGGAGCAGCAUCUGGUUACAGUGCUGGAUCAGGAGCGGGAGCAGCAGCAGGAGCUGGAGCAGGAUCUGGUUAUGGUGCUGGAGCAGGAGCCGGAGCAGGAUCUGGUUACGGUGCAGGUGCAGGAGCAGGAGCAGGAUCUGGCUACGGCGCUGGUGCAGGAGCUGGAGCAGGAUCUGGGUACGGCGUAGGUGCAGGAGCUGCAGCAGGAUCCGGUUACGGCGCCGGUGCAGGAGCUGGAGCAGGAUCAGGUGCUGGUUAUGGAGCUGGUGCAGGAGCAGGUGCAGGUGCUGGAUACGGUGCUGGUGCAGGAGCAGGAGCUGCUUCAGGUGCUGGUUAUGGAGCUGGUGCAGGAGCAGGUUCUGGAUACGGUGCUGGUGCAGGCGCUGGAGCAAGAUCUGGUUACGGCGCUGGAGCAGGGGCAGGAGCUGGAGCAGGAUCUGGAUACGGGGCUGGUGCAGCAGCAGGUGCAGGAGCUGGUUACGGCGCUGGCGCAGGAGCUGGAGCAGGAUCUGGCUACAGUACUGGAGCAGCAUAUUCUACAGGUGCUGCGUCAGCUGGCAGCAGUUCAAGCACACAAGUAACAACUCAACAAACUGUUACAUCACAGGCUUCUGCAGCAGGAGCUGGAGCUGGAGCAGGAGCAGGCUACGGUGCAGGUGCCGGAGCUGGUUAUGGUGCUGGUUCAGGUGCAGGAGCUGCUUCAGGUGCUGGUUACGCAGCUGGUGCCGGAGCAGGUGCAGGUGCUGGUGCUGGUUAUGGUACCGGUGCAGGAGCAGGAGCUGGUUAUGGAGCUGGGGCAGGAGCUGGAGCUGGCGCAGGUGCUGGAUACGGUGCAGGUGCAGGAGCUGGAUCAGGAUCUGGCUACGGUGCUGGUGCAGGAGCCGGAGCAGGAUCUGGUUACGGCACUGGUGCAGGAGCAGGAGCAGGAGCUGGAGCAGGAUCUGGAUACGGCGCUGGUGCAGGAGCAGGUGCAGUAUCUGGUUACGGCGCUGGUGCAGGAGCUGGAGCAGGAUCUGGCUACAGUACUGGAGCGGGAUACUCUACAGGUGCUGCCUCAGCUGGCAGCAGUUCGAGCACUCAAGUAACAACUCAACAAACUGUUACAUCACAGGCUUCUGCAGCAGGAGCUGGAGCAGGAGCUGGCUACGGUGAAGGUGCCGGAGCUGGUUAUGGUGCUGGUUCAGGAGCAGGAGCUGCUUCAGGUGCUGGUUACGGAGCUGGUGCAGGAGCAGGUGCAAGUGCUGGUGCUGGUUCAGGUGCUGGUUAUGGUGCCGGUGCAGGAGCAGGAGCUGGUUAUGGUGCCGGUGCAGGAGCAGGAGCUGCUUUAGGUGCUGGUUAUGGAGCUGGGGCCGGAGCUGGAGCUGGCGCAGGUGCUGGAUACGGUGCAGGAGCUGGAGCAGGUGCUGGAUACGGUGCAGGAGCUGGAGCAGGAUCUGGCUACGGUGCUGGUGCAGGAGCUGGAGCAGGAUCUGGCUACGGUGCUGGUGCAGGAGCUGGAGCAGGAUCUGGCUAUGGUGCUGGUAGAGGAGCUGGAGCAGGAUCUGGCUACGGUGCUGGUAGAGGAGCUGGAGCAGGAUCUGGAUACGGUGGUGGGUCAAGAGCAGGAGCAGGAACUGGUGCGGGAGCUGGAGCAGGAUCUGGUUACGGUUCUGGUGCAGGAGCCGGAUCUGGCUACGGGGCUGGUGCAGGUGCUGGAGCAGGAUCUGGUUACGGCACUGGUGCAGCAGCUGGAUCAGUAUCUGGUUACGGCGCUGGUGCAGGAGCUGGAGCAGGAUCUGGUUACGGCGCUGGUGCAGGAUCUGGUUACGGUGCUGGUGCAGGAGCUGGAGCUGCCGCUGGAGCAGGAUCUGGAUAUGGCGCUGGCGCAGGAGCUGGAGCAGAAUCUGGAGCAGGAUCCGGUUACGGCGCUGGUUCAGGAGCUGGAGCAGGAUCGGGUUACGGUGCUGGUGCAGGAGUAGGAGCUGGUGCUGGAGCAGGAUCUGGUUACGGCGCUGGUGCAGGAGCUGGAGCAGGAUCUGGUUACGGCGCUGGUGCAGGAUCUGGUUACGGUGCUGGUGCAGGAGCUGGAGCUGCCGCUGGAGCAGGAUCUGGAUAUGGUACCGGAUCAGGAGCAGGAGCAGGAUCAGGUUACGGUGCUGGUGCUGGAGCAGGAUCUGGUUACGGUGCUGGGUCAUCUGCAAGUGCUGGCUCUGCUAUAAAUACACAAACUGUAACAAGUAGCACAACAACUUCAUCACAAUCAUCUGCAGCUGCGACUGGAGCAGGUUAUGGUACAGGGGCUGGAACUGGUGCUUCUGCAGGAGCAGCAGCAUCGGGUGCAGGUGCUGGAUACGGAGGUCAAGCAGGUUACGGACAAGGAGCUGGUGCUUCAGCAAGAGCAGCAGGAUCUGGUUAUGGUGCUGGAGCUGCGGCAGCAGCAGGAUCCGGUUACGGUACUGGUGCAGGAGCUGGAGCAGGCUCUGGUUACGGUGCUGGAGCAGGAGCAGGAUCUGGUUACGGUGCUGGUGCAGGAGCUGGAGCAGGAUCUAGUUACGGUGCUGGUGCAGGAGCUGGAGCAGGAUCUGGUUACGGUGCUGGAGCUGCAGCAGGAUCUGGUUACGGUGCUGGUGCAGGAGCUGGAGCAGGCUCUGGUUACGGUGCUGGAGCUGGAGCAGGAUCUGGUUACGGUGCUGGUGCAGGAGCUGGAGCAGGAUCUGGUUAUGGUGCUGGUGCAGGAGCUGGUGCUGGAGCAGGAUCUGGUUAUGGUGCUGGUGCAGGAGCUGGAGCAGGAUCCAGUUAUAGUGCUGGUGCAGGAGCUGGAGCAGGUUCUGGUUACGGCGCUGGGUCAUCUGCAAGUGCAGGAUCCGCAGUAAGUACACAAACUGUGUCAAGUAGUGCCACAACUUCAUCACAAUCAGCUGCAGCUGCAACUGGAGCAGCUUAUGGUACACGGGCUAGUACUGGAUCUGGUGCUUCAGCAGGAGCAGCAGCAUCUGGAGCAGGCGCUGGAUACGGAGGUCAAGCAGGUUACGGACAAGGAGGUGGUGCAGCUGCAUAUGGGGCAGGAGCUGGUAGUCAAGCUGCUUACGGACAAGGAGCCAGUGGAUCAUCAGGAGCUGCAGCAGCAGCUGGUGCAGGCGCUGGAUAUGGAGGACAAGUAGGUUAUGGACAAGGAGGCGGUGCAUCAUCAGGAGCUGCAGCAGCAGCUGGUGCAGGCGCUGGAUAUGGAGGACAAGCAGGUUACGAACAAGGAGCCGGUGCAUCAGCAGGAGCAGAAGCAACAGCAUCAUCGGCAGGCGCUGGAUAUGGAGGACAAGCAGGUUAUGGACAAGGAGCCGGCGCUUCAGCAGGAGCAGCAGCAGCUGGUGCAGGCGCUGGAUAUAGAGGACAAGCAGGUUAUAUUCAAGGAGCCGGUGCAUCAGCAGGAGCAGCAGCAGCUGGAAGACAGGUAGGUUAUGGACAAGGAUCCGGUGCAUCAUCUGGAGCAGCAGCAGCUGGUGCAGGCGCUGGAUAUGGAGGACAAGCAGGUUAUGGACAAGGAGCCGGCGCUUCAGCAGGAGCAGCAGCAGCUGCUGGUGCAGGUGCUGGAAGGCAAGCAGGUUACGGACAAGGUGCCGGUGCAUCAGCAGGAGCAGCAGCAGCAUCUGGUGCAGGCGCUGGAUAUGGAGGACAAGCAGGUUAUGGACAAGGAGCCCGUGCUUCAGCAGGAGCAGCAGCUGCUGGUGCAGGUGCUGGAAGACAAGCAGGUUAUGGACAAGGAGCCGGUGCAUCAGCAGGAGCAGCAGCAGCUGGUGCAGGCGCUGGAUACGGAGGUCAAGCAGGUUAUGGACAAGGAGCCGGAGCAUCAGCAGGAGCAGCGGCAUCUGGUGCAGGCGCUGGAUACGGAGGUCAAGCAGGUUAUGGACAAGGAGCCGGAGCAUCAGCAGGAGCAGCGGCAGCUGGUGCAGGCGCUGGAUAUUUAGGACAAGCAGGUUAUGGACAAGGAGCCGGUGCAUCAGCAGGAGCAGCAGCUGGUGCAGGCGCUGGAUACGGAGGUCAAGCAGGUUACGGACAAGGAACUGGCGCUGCUGCAAGCGCUGCAGCUUCUAGUGCAGGAGCCGCUAGUUCACAAGUUGUAUCCAGAACAACGACAACCACGUCACAAUCCGCAGCAGGAGGAGCUGCUUCUGGAUAUAGUACAGGGGUUGGGUCUGGAGCGGCAGCUGCUACUUCAGGUGCUGGAUAUGGAGGACAAAGAGGAUACGGAACCGGAGCAGGUGCAGCAGCAGGAGCUGCAGCUUCCGGCACAGGAGCUGGAUAUGGAGGUCAAGCUGGAUACGGACAAGGUGCAGGAGCCUCAUUAGCAGCAGCCGCAUCAGCUGCUAGCAACCGAAUUGUAUCUGCUCCAGCUGUCAACCGAAUGAGCGCAGCAUCUUCAACUCUUGUUUCUAACGGCGCUUUUAACGUCGGUGCUCUUGGUUCAACGAUUUCAGAUAUGGCUGCACAGAUCCAAGCUGGUUCACAAGGACUUUCCAGUGCAGAAGCAACUGUGCAAGCUCUUCUUGAAGUAAUUUCGGUUCUUACACACAUGCUCAGUUCGGCAAACAUUGGAUACGUCGAUUUCAGUCGUGUUGGAGAUUCCGCAUCUGCUGUCUCUCAAUCAAUGGCCUAUGCCGGUUAAGCACUUCUUCAAUGUUUAAUUAUUUUUAUGUAAUUAUUCUGAGAAAUAAAAGGACAGAAUGCUUUUUUGUGAAA
This is a messenger RNA of Uloborus diversus, 6925 nucleotides long. Its product is annotated as fibroin heavy chain-like. The record is from RefSeq and is a predicted model, not a curated record. Lineage: Eukaryota; Metazoa; Arthropoda; Arachnida; Araneae; Uloboridae. The transcript is spliced from 3 exons. Bases 42 to 6851 code for a protein of 2269 amino acids.